UUUAAGAGAGGAUCAUUAGUAAAACUAUGGUCCCAAUAUUUUAAGCCAAUGCCAUGUACUGUAAAUCUAUCCACCCUAUACCAUCUGGACAUGUGAAGAAGCUAAGUGCUCACAUGCCACAUAAGUUGCCAUGCCAACCAUGCCAGAAGUCUCCUGCUAUAAGUGCGAGGGAAGAGCGGAGGAGGAAGAGAGAGCACAGGAAGAAAAGCAGCAGUGGUGAAUCUAGAUGGAAAAGAUGCAGGUCCAAGAGAGCGGAGGAGGAGGAGGAGGAUGAGGAGGAGGAGGAGGAGGAGGAGGACAGGAGUGUGGAUGGACUCUUGGAUGGAGCCCUACAUGGAGCAGUGGGCAGCUCAAGUGAAUCAGAGCAUACCAGUGGCAGCAGUGUCAAGACCAACAGCAGUAGCCAGUAUGACCUGCAAACCCUGAAGGAGACUAGUCCUAGCACACUCGUCAGACUCAACAGCGCUCAGAGAGAUGCAUUUGAAGGGAAAUACAAACAGACGCUUUGCCUGAGUCAGGGUGGAUAUGGUACUGUUUAUGCUGGACACAGAGUAGAAGACUCACUGGCCGUGGCCAUCAAACAUGUGCCGCAGUCAAAGGUGAUUCGGACAUCAGUGGUUCUGGAUGGGCAGCUUCAUCAGUUCCCUCUGGAGGUGGUGCUCCUGCUGAUGGUGGGAGCUGGUGAGGGAGAGAGGGGGCUGGACAGCAGCGGCGUUAGUGUUCAGCUGCUGGACUGGUACGAGCUGGGGGACGAGCUCGUGUUGGUGAUGGAGAGGCCACUUCCCUGCCUGGAUCUGUUUGACUACAUCCAGGAGAGAGGCGGGAGACUCCCAGAGGAAGAGGCUAAGUUAAUUCUGAAACUGCUGGUUGAGGCCAUGAAUAAGGUUCACUCUAAAGGAGUUCUCCAUCGUGACAUAAAGCCUGAGAACAUUCUGGUGCUCAUGGGCAAUGAUAGCCUGUGUGUGCGCAUACUUGACUAUGGCUGUGGAUGCAUUCUCCAGAAUGAACCAUGCACUGAGUUCUAUGGCACAAUGCAGUACACGCCGCCCGAGUGGUACCUGGUGGGGGAGUACGAGGCCAUGCCCUCCUGUGUGUGGCAGAUAGGGGUGCUGCUGUAUGACAUGCUGUGUGGCGAGCACCCCUUCUGCACACGUGCAGACAUCAUCGGCUGUGAGCCGUACAUCCCACAGCAGUUUUCCAGACAGUGCCAGGACCUAAUGAGACGCUGCUUAGCCAAGCGGCCCAGAGGAAGACCUACUCUAGAUGGCAUUCUACAGCAUCCUUGGUUACAGUGAAGGGCACAGGCACAUGCUAUAUAAUACAAACAGAUACUCUCACAGACAUACAAAGACACAUGGCACAGACACAAACAUCUAGCCUACAUAUAAAGGCACACACACACACACACACACACACACUACCUGUCCUGCAUUCAUUCAUAUAUAUUUUUAAUGGAUCCAUAUUACUACAUUAUUAGAAAGGUAUGUCAAAACAUUUACAAAAUAAAGUUU
Molecule: messenger RNA, 1511 nt
Organism: Alosa alosa (allis shad)
Lineage: Eukaryota; Metazoa; Chordata; Actinopteri; Clupeiformes; Clupeidae
Product: serine/threonine-protein kinase pim-2-like
Exons: 8
Coding region: 54-1295 (413 amino acids)
Biological process (GO): protein autophosphorylation; regulation of mitotic cell cycle; negative regulation of apoptotic process
Cellular component (GO): cytoplasm
Molecular function (GO): ATP binding; protein serine/threonine kinase activity
Source: RefSeq, a predicted model, not a curated record